CAAAUCGAACGGUUCUUAGUCGCUAGGGCAAUUCCGAUAUAACAGAGUUUGGAACAUUUCAUUUCGCUAUUUAACGGAUCGCGCGUCUCCGCCAUUAGGGUUCCUGGUCGCGCUGUCGGCUGCAGCUGCGUUUCGUGGGAGUUCGCGUUCCAGGCCUGGCAAUGGCCCCUCCUCAGCCGAAGACCGGUCUCUUCGUCGGCCUCAACAAAGGGCACGUCGUCACCAGGAGGGAGUUAGCUCCUCGUCCUUCCAGCCGCAAAGGGAAAACUAGCAAGAGAGUGCAUUUUGUUAGGAGUUUGAUCAGAGAAGUGGCUGGUUUUGCUCCUUACGAGAAGAGGAUCACUGAAUUACUAAAGGUUGGAAAGGAUAAACGUGCACUGAAGGUUGCAAAGAGAAAGCUGGGUACACACAAAAGAGCCAAGAAGAAGAGAGAGGAGAUGGCUAAUGUUCUCCGGAAAAUGAGGUCUGCUGGAGUGAGCGAUAAGAAGAAAUAAUGUGAUUGUUUGCGAGGGUGAGAUUUGCUAUAUCUCGGUAGGCAACCUCAGGUAAUCGAGUUGAAAUACCAUGUUUGGUUUUGCAAGAACUGUUCUCAGGCACAUCUUUUAUGUUUGCUGAAAAACAAUUUCUUUCGAAAGUUUAUUUUUUAAAGAAAAAGUAGAUUAUUUUCUA
Messenger RNA from Zingiber officinale, 669 nucleotides. Its product is annotated as 60S ribosomal protein L36-2-like. Gene Ontology annotation, molecular function: structural constituent of ribosome. Gene Ontology annotation, cellular component: ribosome; cytosolic large ribosomal subunit. The record is from RefSeq and is a predicted model, not a curated record. Bases 162 to 494 code for a protein of 110 amino acids. NCBI's taxonomy places the organism in Eukaryota, Viridiplantae, Streptophyta, Magnoliopsida, Zingiberales, Zingiberaceae. Gene Ontology annotation, biological process: cytoplasmic translation. The transcript has 4 exons.